Messenger RNA from Malassezia japonica, 1659 nucleotides. RefSeq lists its product as uncharacterized. NCBI's taxonomy places the organism in Eukaryota, Fungi, Basidiomycota, Malasseziomycetes, Malasseziales, Malasseziaceae. The record is from RefSeq and is a predicted model, not a curated record. The coding region runs from base 1 to 1659 and encodes 552 amino acids. The transcript is spliced from 2 exons.
AUGACUGACGCCCACUCUACCCUUACGCGGGCUACGACCGCGAGUCGCAAGUCGACCAUUGCCAGCCGCAAUGCCUCGCUCAUUAAGAAGAACACGGGCCCGAACGAGCUGCGCCCGUCGGACAUUCUGAUUGAGCGCUUCACUGGCUGGAAGGACAUCACCAAGAUGCUUAUCGCCUACUUCGAGGGCAUCGCGGACAUUGAGUACAACACGGCCAAGGAGAUGGCCAAGCUUGGUGGCGUGAUCCAGGUUCCUUUCCGCCAGGGCAACCAGUUCCUUGGUGAGGACGGUAUCCAGGACGUGUUCUACAGCAUCCGCGACAAGACUCGCACGAUCGCUGACCACCACGCCAACCUCGCCAAGACGGUCGAGGGCUCGAUUGUCCAGCACCUGCAGAAGCUCCGUGCUGAGAUCAAGGCCCACCUCCGCAACGUGCAGCAGGACACUGGCAAGCUUGCCAACUCGGUUGCCCGUGAGCGUGAGCUGUCGACCAAGAUGAUCUCUGACCUCGCCCGCUCGAUCACCCUGCUCAAGAACACCCCCAUGAGCGUGAGCGCCCGUGAGGACCCCUACGCUGCGAACCAGGCUGUUGCUCUCCAGCUCCAGCGCCAGGUGAACGAGGAGAACGCCCUGCAGAAGAGCAUCAUCAUCAUGCAGCAGAACUCGGCUCACUUUGAGGAGGGCAUCGUCCGCUCGAUCCAGAGUGCUUGGCAGACCUUUGACGAGUGGAGCGGUCGCAUGUCGGCCCAGGUCCAGGACACCUGGCUGGGUCUCGGCGUGCACAUGCGCUCGCUCGAGCCCAACGCGGAGUGGAUCGCCUUUGCCUCGCGUUCGGACCAUCUCCUGGACCCCGACACGCCGCUGCGCAACCCCGAGACGAUCGACUACCCCGGCAAGGAGGACCCCUCGGUGAUUCCCGUCCACCAGGGCAUCCUCGAGCGCAAGAAGCGCUUCACGAAGUCGUACAAGGAGUCGUUCUACGUGCUCACCCCCGCCGGCUACCUGCACGAGCACAGCUCGUCGGACAUCUCGCGCCACCCCGUUCCCGAGCUCUCGCUCUUCCUGCCCGAGUGCACGCUCGGCGCCCCGUCGACCGCCGCUGCGCAGACCCACAAGUUCCACAUCGAGGGCCGCAAGCUCGGCGGUGCGCAGUCGGGUGGCUUCUCGCUUGGCCGUGAAUACGCUUACACCUUCCGUGCCCGCUCGCACGACGAGCUCAUGGAGUGGUGGAACGACAUCAAGCAGCUCUCCAAGGUAUACCUCACCACCUCGGAGCAGAUGGACCGCUCGGGCCCCGUUCCCGCCGCUGUGCGCGCCGCCGGCUACCGCAGCGAGGACGAGGAGGACCUCGAGGACGACGACGGCUCUUCGAUCGAGGACGAGUACGUCGAGGGCGAGAUCGACAUCGACGAGCCCGCCACCACCACCCGUCACUACGGCGCUGCGCCCGCGAUUCCCUCGACGGUCACCGCCGCUGCCCCGGUUACUGUGCUCGACGACAGGCGCGAGAACGUCCCGGCCUACACCGGCCCCUCGCGGGAGUCGGGCAUCCAGGUCGGCUCGAACGGCUACGCCACCGAGAAGAAGCCCGCUGCUGAGCCCAAGAAGGAGGCCGCUAAGGAGGGCGCCGAGGAGACUGCGCACAUCUCUUCGUCGUAG